This is a messenger RNA of Bactrocera tryoni, 1867 nucleotides long. RefSeq lists its product as uncharacterized. The transcript is spliced from 4 exons. The record is from RefSeq and is a predicted model, not a curated record. NCBI's taxonomy places the organism in Eukaryota, Metazoa, Arthropoda, Insecta, Diptera, Tephritidae. Gene Ontology annotation, biological process: angiotensin-activated signaling pathway. Gene Ontology annotation, cellular component: plasma membrane. Bases 398 to 877 code for a protein of 159 amino acids.
AAGAAAUUUCAGAAUCUAGUUGGACUUCCUCGCGUAAAGGCUAAUUUAUUUCAUUCUAGUGACAUUUCGAGUUUUUCUAUUACGUACGAGAAUAUAUAAUUUAUUAGUGAUAGAUUCUGCGCAUUGUAUGUAAAGAGCGCAAAUAAACGCCACAUUAAUAACUUUGCGAGUAUACACCUGUAGCUGUUUGAGUGGCAAACAAAUUGAACGGUCUCAACGCGCGCGAGAAAAAAGAAAGUGGAGCAAUAUCCAAAUAAUUGCAAAAAUAUAAACAGCUGUUGCUCUUUCGUGACUACUGUGCAAGCAGACAAAAAAGAACCAUCAUCGAGAGUGUUGCGCUGAUUAAAAAGUUUGAGAUAAACUAGAUCAGAAUUCUUUUAACUAACACGCAAGCAGAAUGGCUGACAUAAACGAAUUAUUGGGAUCAUCAUUUGUGCGGGUUAAGCUGGUCGCUUUCGUGCACUUCUUCUUCAUCACAAAUGCUAUGCUCGGUACCUGGGGCCAUGGAGCUUAUGAGUUUUACAAUUUCCUAUUUAUGAUUGCCAUGUUCUGGACAAUACAUUGCAAGGAAUCCAUUGAAGCAGCACAAGUGGCACUCGUCAUCAAUGUUUCAAGCAUCUUCUUCGAUUUAAUAAACAUUAUAGUCUACUUCGAUUUCAUGAAUGGUUGGGCAGUCGCUUUCUCUAUCAUCAAUUUAGUACUACGACCAAUAACUGUCAUAUUACUGUAUCGUGAGUUCAAUUCCCGCGGCGGCAGCUUACAAACCGGUUCUGUCUUCCCCACCACACAACAGCGCACCUAUCAGGACAUCGAUCGGCCAACACAGCCAACGCCCACAAACUCGCAGCCUGGUCCAAAUGUCGCUAGUAUUUUCUAAACGAAUUGUUGCGUUGGAGGGUCGCUGAUACAUUUCAGAAUAAAAGCUGAAAAUCUUUGGCAUAAUUCAGUUAAUUUGCUAUUUACUAUAUGAAAAGUGGAAGCAGCGAAAAAGUUUGUGUAAAAUUGUAAAAUCUGAAUACUUCCAUGUAACAAAAAUUCUAACAUUUCCUUAUACAUGCAUGUUUGUAUGUAGUGGUAUAUAUGUUAUGGUCGGUUAUAGAAAAUAUUACCUUAAAAGGGCUCGAAUCCAUAUGACAUUGAAUUGAAAUGGUUUGUGGAAUUGAGAAUAUGUAAAAAUACUGUUGCAUAAUAUUUUCGUUGAACAAAAACCACUUGUGUAACCUUUUUAUAUUGUAUACCAACAAAAACAAAUCGUAAAAAAUAGUAAAAUAAUCAUUAUUUAGUUUAUAUGUAUAAGUCAUGCUGUUUUACAUCAAAUAUUAAUAUACAAUAUAUGCUUUAACUGUUGCAACAAAAUUAUAUUUCCUUAACAGCACUAAGUUAAGUUUAGCCAGUGUUAUUUCCUGUAAAAUUAGAAAAUUAGUGCAACUAGUUUUGUUGUAAUAUGUAUAUCGAAUUUUAUGUAUAUAGAGGAGUUUUAGCAACACAUAACAGAAAAGAAAAUUGCAUAUUUUUAGGCGCACAAUUAUUUAGCGAGUGUUUCUGAGCCAGAGCCAUCUUGCAGUCUCACUAAAUUUUAACUCUUCUUGUUAUUACAUGCACGUUUUGCGGUAUUUAGAUAAUGUGUUAAUUUCAUAAACUUAUUCUACUUUAAUUCCUUAUAUCAACAUCCAUAAAAUGCUCCACAACAAUCAACUAUUAACACCUAUUUUAAGGUAUACCCAUCGUUAAAGGCGGAAUUGGAAAUUGAUGAGUAAACAACGGUCUCGUGUUGUUGAUAGCAAUGUAAACUUGUACCUACUUACACAUAAACAAUCAAUAAGCAUAGUAAACAUUUAUUAGGGGGCUGAAGAAGUUGCGAAGUGUU